UAACCCACACGAAGCACGCGAAGCACUGAAAGUGAACCUCACUUUCUCAGCUGAAAUGUAGAAAAUAAUUCUCUUAAUAUAAAAAUGAAAGUUUAAUUUCUCGCAAACAAAUUUUAUCAUACAAGUGAAAAUUCAAAAAUUAAAAACAACAACGAAUAAUUUACAUUAAAAUUUACAACAAUCAAUUUACAACAAUCUUCAAAUUUACACUAAAAAAUAUAACAUCAAAAUUAUGUUCAAAUCAUAAUUAUAAUUUUCAUUCCAUUUUCCUCGGGUAAGUAAAUAAUUUUGCAAUUUACAAGAAAAGCGUCAAUAAAAAUUCCAAAAAUUCCAAAAAAAAGCCGAAAAAAUGGACGAACUUUUGAAAAAUCUACACAGCAGUAUUGUUGCAAAACAAAAGCAAGAGAUAUUAACAAAAAAAUUCAUGACUUUUGAAAAUGAUCAACAACGAAUAUUAUUUAUGUACAAUGUCCUCGAGGAAUUUAAUAUAAUUCCAAAUGAAAAAUGUGAAAUAAAAAAUUCCACAGACUCGUGUAAAUUUCGUAAUGAAGGAAAUCAAAUUUUCACCUCAAAAAUAAUAGACGCUAAUGAUUAUAUAAAAGCAUGGGAACUCUAUUCAAAAAGUAUAGCAUUCGCAGAAAAUAAUUCCGAGGAAUUAGCACUCGCAUUUGCCAAUAGAUCAGCGGUGCUUGUUCGUUUAGAAAAAUAUUCAGAUGCUCUCAAGGACAUUGAAAUGGCAUUGAAAUUAAAUUAUCCCGAGCAUCUAAGAGGAAAAUUAUUAAUCCGUAAAACUGAAUGUCUCGCCUUCUUGAAUGAUCCACAAUUAAUGUCUGUCUAUGAUGAAUGUUUAUUUUGGCUCGACAAAAUGAAUCUCGACAAUUCUAGACGUGAAAUAUUUGAAAAUAAAUUAAUUAACGCCAAAAAAAUUUCUAUGAAAAAUGGAAGUAAUCAGAUAAAUUCUUAUCCAUGUGUGCCAAUGAUUGUGGGACAAGAGGAAAUUCCUUGUGCAACGAGUGCAUUGGCUGUGAAAUUUAAUGAUACUUUUGGAAGACAUGUGGUGACAACACGUGAUAUUGAACCUGGCGAAAUACUUGCUGUUGAAAAACCAUAUUCAAUGAUACUUACCACGGAGAAUAUGUACACACAUUGUGGACAUUGUUUGGGAAUUGCCUGGUCAAGUGUACCUUGUGAACAUUGUGUUUUUGUUGUUUAUUGUUCGGAGAAUUGUAAGGAACUUGCGUGGCAAUUGUAUCACGAUAUUGAAUGUCAAGUUACUGGAUUUUUGUUGAAUUUAGAUAUGAACAAAUUGGGACUUUUUAGUAUGAGACUGGCAAUUAUUGCUGUUAGAGAGUUUGGUAAUUUUGAGAAAUUAAGAGAUGAAUUGGUACAUGUUGAUUCUUGUCAAGAUGAAAGAACAAAAGGAUUCUCAGACAAUGGAAUACUUGAAAGUGAUAAAUACAGAAGUAUUUACAGUCUCGUUACCAAUACGGAAAAAAGAAGUUCGUCUGAUUUAUUCGGUAGAGUACUCAAUGCAUCGAUUAUUCUAUAUUUCAUUGCAAAGCGAACAUUAUUUUUUAAUCAAACGUUUGAUGGAAAUAAUUUAACAUCAAUAUCGUCAAACAAUGAUGCAAUGUUUAUUGGAGGACUUAUUUUACGUCAUCAACAAAUUAUUCCCAGUAACAUGCAUACUGUUAGCGAGGAACGUAAUUUAGAUUCUGAAGAUCGUGGAUCAGCGGCACUGCCUUUUUACAGUCUUAUUAAUCACAGUUGUGAUCCAAAUGUCGCCAGAAGUUCACUAGCCGAACAUGUUGUACUUUAUGCUCUGUAUCCAAUGGAGAAAGAUACUCAAAUAUUUGAUAAUUAUGGUUUUCACUAUGCGAUAAUGCCAAAAGCUGAAAGACGACUGAGACUAUCGAGACAAUUUCACUUUCAAUGCGAGUGUAUUCCUUGUAGGGAAAGUUGGCCAACGUAUUUUAAAUUGCCAUCUUUUCACAUUCUCAUACAGUCGAACAGCGACAAAAUGAAAAUUGAAAAUGCACUCAUUAAAUUUAACGAGUACGUAAAAUUUGCCACUGACGGGAAAAUAGACGACAAACCGUAUAUUUUAAACGAUUUGAUAAAAAUGAUAAAAGUAUUAAUGACAUACGUCACACUUCCUUGCGUUGAAGUCAACAAUGUAGUUGAAACAUUAAAACGAGUAUUCGAUUUAAAUGGAAAUAGAUUCGAAGUACCCAGUCUUAAAGUUGCGUAAACUUUUUCUUCUAUUUGCAUUUAAAAAUUUUUCUCUUCAUUUCUCAUUGUAUUUUUAUCGAAAAAAAUUUUUUUUUCUAAAGGAUAUUUCUUUUGUGAGAUGUCCCAGUCAAUUAUCGAAACUUUUCAUGUUUGUUAUAUAAAUAUAUUAAAAGACAAGUAUUAUAAAUGUUAAAUAAUAUAAAUGAAACAAUUACGAAACAAUUCAAAUCGUCCACAAAAGUGAUUCAAUUGAUUAAAAUUGAAAAAAAAUUAAAACACAGUGAAAAGCAACCAUGACAAUUAUAAUGGCCGCGAAUGUUAAAAAAUAUGAGAGAGAAAAAAAUCCAUAUCUUUAAGUGGAUAUUAUAUUUACAAAGAUGUUAAAUUCCUAAGAUGAAUAUUUAAAGGAUAAAAGAAUUAUAUUAAAAUUUAAAAAGACAACAAAA
This is a messenger RNA of Leptopilina heterotoma, 2678 nucleotides long. Its product is annotated as SET and MYND domain-containing protein 4-like. The record is from RefSeq and is a predicted model, not a curated record. Lineage: Eukaryota; Metazoa; Arthropoda; Insecta; Hymenoptera; Figitidae. Gene Ontology annotation, molecular function: protein binding. The transcript has 5 exons. Bases 350 to 2251 code for a protein of 633 amino acids.